AUGGGUAAUAGAAUCUGCCGUGACUUUGCUCGGGGAAAAUGCACGUGGAGGAAUUGCAAGUUCCCCCAUGUGAGCAAUGCUCAAAAUCGCAACACCGUGACUCCAGCAAAUCAGACCCCACGCCCUACCCAACCGCCUGAUAUCCGGCGAGCACCAGCUGGUGGCUUGCCAAAUACAGACAAAGCUAUAAGAGAAUGGCAGAGAGGCAUUCCAUGUGGCACAGCGUCCAUUCGCCCCUCCUUUUGGAAGACAGCUACUCUCUUCCAGGAAGCGAAGCGAUUGAUCGAGUCUGAUGCGAGUGCGCGACAAGAAGUCAUCCGGGUAUUGGCCAGUGAAGAUGGCCUGCGAUUGAUUCUGGAUGUUGUCAACGGGAACUUUGAAGCUAUGGACGAGGAAACAAGGGACAUCAUAUUCAAGACGCAAGUGCUUCCGUGCCUUCAGACCAUCUCAAAUCCCGAGGUUCUCUCCUCGCUGGUAUUGGAGCAGGCAGUGGGCACGAUUUACAAUGUCCUGUUCGGCAUUGACGGAACCAGAGCAGCACGAUGGCUCAAUUUCGUCUGUGGAGUGCUUGAGACCGACAUCACAAACGAAGGCAGUGCAAUGUUGCUAGAGGCAUCUCUACACACAUUCUCCGGCAUUGUCGACCUCAACUCCACGGCACCUAUUCGCGACUGCCUUCAUACCGUGGCAGGAAGGUUUGAAGCCGUUUUCACCUUUAUGAAUGCUAAGGAGGGCAUGGGUUCCAAACUCCAUCGGUCUCGGCUGCAUCUUGAUCGGGUCCUCCGGCGAUUGGAGGGUGGGAAGUCACUUCCAGCGGGUAAACCAGAGAAAGAACGGAAGGGGACCGAUGCUGCCUUUGCUGCGCCGCGCGAGCGUCCUGGAGACAGACACAACAACGAUUUUGACGACAUCUGUGCGAUCCAGAUUAUGCCCACCUUCGAAGAGAUUUCGAGUCUCAAGUCGGAAUAUUUGCCUGUCAAUGACCCACGCCAAUGGCAUGUUGGUGGCAUCGUCGGUUUGCUGGACCGAAAUUUCCGUUUAUUGCGAGAGGACACUGUUGGCCAGCUACGAGAUGCCAUCUAUCACGAACUGAACCCGCGUCCCCAGCAGCCUCAGUUGCGAAAGUUCAUGUACCCUGGGUCCAAAGUGGUUAACAUGGGAUUCAAUUGGCUAUGGGGUCAUUACUUCGAAGUUGAAUUCCCUCAGCCUGCAGCUGUGAAGGGUCAAACAUUUGCAGCCCGCGAGAUAUGGUGGCAGAACUCCAAGCGACUACAGCCAGGCGCGCUUGUGUGUCUGAUCAUUCGAAAAAAUCUGGUGCUGUUUGCCACUGUGACACGCCGUGACAUGUCGCCUAGACGGAAUGGACACGCUUCCUUGCCGCCGGAGCUCCUCCCUCCACAAGAUAGAACAGUGCUCAAAACCCCAUGGAAGAGUCCCAAGACUGGCUCGAUUGCUUUGAUGCUGGUUGAUCCUACGCAGGCCAGCGUCACAGCGCUUCUGGACCUUUAUAGUCCCCUGAAAACCCCCGAGGUCUCCCUUGUUGAGUUCCCGGGAGUCAUGCUUCCGUCUUUUGAGCCAACUCUUCGAGCACUUCAGACAAUGAAGAAGACCCCAAGUCUGCCUUUCGCGGAGCUUUUCGUCCCUUGGGCUGCCAAGCAUCCACCCGAUAUUCUUCCUCCGUCGUAUGCAAUGAAAGACGGCUUUGCAUUUAAUCUGCGCUGUCUCAUGAACAAUAAAACCAACUUCUGGGUUCGCUCUAAUGCGCCGGUGGACAUGCAAUAUGUGCAAGACCAUACAGAGCUGGACCGUGCACAGGCCGACGCCUUGGUCAAUUGUCUGAAGCAAAGGUUUGCAUUGAUCCAAGGGCCACCUGGUACUGGCAAGAGCUACACGGGUGUGGCGCUUAUCAAAGUUCUUCUGGAAAACAAUAAUGUGGGCGGAACAGGACUGGGGCCCAUACUAUGUGUCACGUAUACCAAUCAUGCCCUCGACCAGCUUCUCGAGGCUUUACUUGACAACAAAGUCACAUCUCAAAUCAUUCGCAUUGGGUCUCAAUCGAAGUCUGAGAGGUUGGACAAGUUCAACCUUCAGACGGCUGCAAAAGAUUCGCCAAGAACAAAGAUGGAACGAAAGGAACGAUGGAACACAGCUGAGAGGCUCUCAAUGUGUGAGGAAGAAUUCCGCGAGCUCAAACUGAAAAGAGAAGUGGGGGUUCCUAUUAAGAGUCUCAAGUCUCAUAUUCAACGGAACUACCCUCACCACCACGAUCAGCUGUUCUCCACGUCCCAGGAAGAUGGAUUCCGGGGAGUGAAGCCCGACAACCCCCAAGGUGUCAUCAAGACCUGGCUUAAUUCGGGCCCAAAGAACAGUGUGACUGGCCGGUCUUGGGAGCAACUCCAGAACGUCAAUCUCUCUGACAUGUCCCACACAGAACGCCAGCGUCUCUACAACCACUGGUACCGUGGCUGUCGAACUGAGGUGGAACAUAGGCUGAUGGGGAUCGUUUCGUCGCAUAGGAAAGCAAAAAUCGCAUAUGAUAACGUGCAGGAUGAGACGCAUCUUCGCUGCUUGUAUACAGCCGAUGUCAUUGGCGUCACAACCGCGGGACUUGCUCGCAGACUGGAUAUGUUCCGCAGACUUCCAUGCAAGUUCAUGCUGUGUGAAGAAGCUGGUGAAGUUCUUGAGUCACACCUCCUUACCGCGUUUCUACCUUCUGUUGAACAUGCGGUCCUCAUCGGCGAUCAGCAACAGCUUCGUCCUCAAGUCCAGAAUUACGAGCUUUCCAGCGACAACAAUCAGGGUGGCAAAAAGUAUUCACUCGAUGUCUCUCUCUUCGAAAGAUUAGUGAGCAAAAAGACAAGUCCCAUGGACUGUGCAAUUCCAUUCAGCACAUUGGAAACCCAGCGCCGAAUGCACCCAUCUAUUGCUCGACUGAUCCGUGAGACAAGUUAUCCGAAAUUGAAGGAUGAUCCAUCCGUGGCAGAGUACCCGGAGGUCAAAGGAGUAAAGAAACGGCUAUUCUGGUUGGAUCAUCGCCACAGAGAGGGAGGAUCCUCGGACGACGAUCCAAUGUCAACCUCACACUGGAACGAAUACGAGAUCAACAUGACUGUUGCACUCGUCAAUCAUCUCGUUCAGCAGGGCGAAUACAAUCAUGGAGAUAUUGCGGUCUUGACUCCAUACCUGGGCCAACUCUUCCGUCUACGGAAGAGACUCACUCAGUUAUGCGCCAUCAUAAUUGGCGAUCGCGAUAAAAAUGACCUUGAGCAGGCUGGUCUCGGGGAGAUUGGAAGUGUUCCAAAGCCCAAGGUCAAAGCAACUUUAUCGCAGACUCUUCGUGUGGCCACCGUGGACAACUUUCAAGGCGAAGAGGCUAAAGUCGUCGUGAUCUCUCUUGUCAGAAGCAACCCGCAGAAUAGGUGCGGCUUUCUACGCACUUCGAAUCGCAUCAAUGUCUUGCUGUCCAGAGCACAGCACGGCAUGUACAUCAUCGGCAAUUCAGCAACCUCCAUCCAUGUUCCCAUGUGGGCCCGGGUCGUCAGAAUGCUGAAGCAAAAUGAUAACAUUGGGAAGGCCCUAGAGCUGCAAUGCCCUCGCCACCCAAAGACUCCAAUCACGGUCUCAACAGCUGAGGACUUCCCAAAGGUCUCCCCCGAAGGAGGCUGCCGCAUGCGCUGUGUGAACCGACUGGCGUGUGGACACGCCUGCUUCCAGAAAUGCCAUUCUAAUCUUCUCCACAACACUGUUGGGUCUUCGACCCCGUUCUCCAUCCAAGAUAUCAAGACAUGUGCCACCUGCCGCAGCCCACUGAGAGACAUCUCUCGGUAUGGCCGCCUGGUUCGCCGAGCUAUCCUCGAUGAGUCGACAAAAAAACUGAUUUUGGUGCUUAAUGGGGAAUAUGUCCCUCUUGCACAGGAACUUCCCAAUGCAAUUCAAGAGCUGCAGAGAACAGAAAGCCAGAAGAAGUCUGCGUGGCCACCGGUGAUUGAGGUGCGUGGCACACGAACCCAACAAAUCAACGCUAUGAUUGACAUCAUUCGGGACACAUAUCCCGGCCGUUGGCAUAGGAUCCUUGCCCUACGCAAGCAGGUUGAAGAUUACCGGCGUCGUGUGAAACCUGAAGAGCAGCCAUUUGAAAGGGUUCGCAAGAUGAUUGAAGCCGCCCAAAAGAAAAGAAAGGAUCCGGCCACUUACGCUGCUGAGUUCGACGGCGUCCUUCAAACCAAAGGCUUCUUGCAGGGGACGGCCCUCAUACUUCGUUUGGACAUUGCGUUGUUUGUUGACUUCAUGACUCUCGUGUCUCACGUGCAACCCAGCGACGUGGCAUUUGACAUUGAUUUGCUGAAGGCCAAGGAUGACUGCCAGGCCCUCAUCAACCUAGCUUCGACUCAUCAUCGCAUUGUGCAGCAAGCUGAGGGUCAUAUCUUCCUCGCCCAGUUUUACGCCCUUGAGGCGGCUGUUUGUUCAUCUCCCGCAAAGGCAAAUGUUAUGAAGCAGAACGGCCGCAGCGCAAUCGCCAAAGCCAGGCAACUUUGCAGUCCUAACCGAGCCCAAACAGUUGGAUUGGCGAGUGAGAUUGACGAUGUGGACCAGAUGCUGCACAAGGGCACAUUCCGCACGGUCAUUACCAACGCUGAACGCAUGGCAGUUAUCUCUGCCAUGCGUCGGGAGUUCUUAGGAACAGGCCAUUGGUACUACUGUCGCAAUGGCCAUCCCUUUACAAUUGGGGAGUGUGGAGGAGCCACCGAGAUGACACACUGUCCGGAGUGUGGUGCCCCAGUGGGGGGCCACGACCACGAAUUGGCGGAGGGUGUGACCCGAGCAAUGGGUUGGGAGGUGUGA
Penicillium bovifimosum is the source of this 4842-nucleotide messenger RNA. RefSeq names its product putative NF-X1 finger and helicase domain protein. The transcript has 2 exons. Bases 1 to 4842 code for a protein of 1613 amino acids. The record is from RefSeq and is a predicted model, not a curated record. Gene Ontology annotation, biological process: regulatory ncRNA-mediated heterochromatin formation. Gene Ontology annotation, cellular component: nuclear RNA-directed RNA polymerase complex. NCBI's taxonomy places the organism in Eukaryota, Fungi, Ascomycota, Eurotiomycetes, Eurotiales, Aspergillaceae. Gene Ontology annotation, molecular function: helicase activity; metal ion binding.